Molecule: messenger RNA, 1949 nt
Organism: Prunus persica (peach)
Lineage: Eukaryota; Viridiplantae; Streptophyta; Magnoliopsida; Rosales; Rosaceae
Product: quinone oxidoreductase PIG3
Exons: 3
Coding region: 530-1774 (414 amino acids)
Molecular function (GO): oxidoreductase activity
Source: RefSeq, a predicted model, not a curated record
GAUUUUCCAUGCGUUUACAUUACAAUAAGUCGAAUAUGAAGUACAAAUAUAUCCACGAAAUUUUGUGCGGGGCGUAGCUAUUGGUGGGCUUCUACAAAGCCCAACUGCCCAUAAAAAAACCCACUAGCCCUUCAAUUUAAACCCAGGCUUUGCUUGGCAGCCCAUUACCCAGGCUUAACUCACCCGUGAACCUCCCUUGUUGGGUUCACCUGUCGUUGCCUUCUUCAGCUGAAUCAGUUGUUUGUUCUUUCACAGUGACAGUCUCACAUUCCCAUCCACCUACCUUCCCAGCUUGACAGGUGCGUUGCCUUCAAUUCAAACCCGGCUUUGCUUGGCAGCCCAUUACCCAGGCUUAGCUCACCCGUGAACCUCCCUUGUUGGGUUCAUCUGUCGUUGCCUUCUUCAGCUGAAUCGGUUGUUUGUUCUUUCACAGUGACAGUCUCACACAUUCCCAUCCACCUACGUUCCCAGCUUGGCAGUUUCAGCUCAAUUUUUCAUCCUUGCGCUGCCUCCAAAGCGCCAAAAAGACAUGCAAGAGGUUUUGGAGAGGCAAGAGCGAGAAACUAGAGAAAGAAUGCGUAGACGAGCUGCAAGCAAAAGGGCACAGAGAGAACUAGAUGAUCAACUUGCCAUAGCAGUGGCUUUGCUUGAUGAAGAAAGCCAGAGCCGCCGUGGUUCACAAGAAGGCCGUGGCCCGAAUGUGGGCAGACAUAGACAUUCUCGGGGAAUCGUUUAUGGAGUGCCCUCCAGUGGAAGAUCAAGUCCAAGAGAGAGAAAAAGAAAGAGUCCAGCAUCAAUGAUGGCUGUAGUGAUAGCCACUCCAGGUGGACCAGAGGUCCUCCAACUACAAGAAGUUGAAGACCCAGAGCUCAAAGACAAUGAGGUCCUGAUAAAAGUUGAGGCCACGUCUCUGAAUCGAGCCGAUAUUCUUCAGAGGAAGAGCAUGUACCCACCACCCCCAGGUUCCAGCCCAUACCUGGGUCUCGAAUGUUCUGGAACCAUUGAGGCCGUUGGGAAGCAAGUCUCCCGCUGGCGAGUCGGUGACAAGGUGUGUGCUCUUCUUAGCGGAGGAGGGUAUGCUGAGAAGGUGGCUGUUCCAGCUGGACAAGUCCUUCUUGCUCCACCUGGUGUUUCUUUGCAGGAUGCUGCUAGUUUUCCCGAGGUUUCAUGCACUGUUUGGUCGACUGUGUUUAUGAUGAGUAGGCUAUCUGCUGGCGAAACAUUUUUGGUUCAUGGGGGCUCCAGUGGAAUCGGUACAUUUGCAAUUCAGAUGGCUAAAUACUGGGGAGCAAAGGUGUUUGUCACAGCAGGAAGUAAGGAAAAGUUAGCUUUUUGCAAGAAUCUUGGAGCUGAUGUAUGCAUCAAUUACAAGACAGAGGAUUUUGUUGCGCGGGUAAAGGAAGAAACGGGUGGCAAGGGUGUUGAUGUUAUCUUGGAUAUCAUAGGGGCAGAGUACUUUCGGCGGAACCUUGACAGCUUAAGUUUUGAUGGGAGGCUUUUUGUUAUUGGGACGAUGGGUGGUGCUGUAACAGAAAUAGAUCUUCGUGUUGUGCUUUCGAAGCGCCUUACCAUCCAAGCUGCCGGCUUGCGAAACAGUAGUCCAGAAAACAAAGCAGCGAUUGUUAGGGAGGUGGAAAACAAUGUGUGGCCUGCAAUUGUGGCUGGCAAGGUGAAACCCGUGGUCUACAAGUAUUUUCCAUUAUCUGAAGCAGCAGAGGCUCACCUGCUCAUGGAAAGUAGCAAGCACAUUGGAAAGAUUCUGCUUCUUCCUUGAUGAUAUGAAUGUUAAUUAUUUGAACUCAAGUGAACAACAUGGUUCAGAGUUAAUAUGCAUAUGUUAUGUUGUACUCUAUAAUUCGGUUUGUAAGUUUGUGAAUUGACUUCAUGUCCUUACUUUCAUCUUAGUCAAAAGAUUCACAGAAGACCAACCUGUCUUCUUUUAAAAUCAA